AUGUUGAGAGCAUGCGGAGUCAUGAGACGAAUGGGCACCACCGGGGGGGGAUAUUUCCGCGGAGCUCAGGGGAAGUCCCUCUUCAAUGAUGAAUCUCUGAAAAAGGCAUUCGAAAGGGUAUCCAUCGGAUCGCCCACACCGUUGUCAGCAUCGCUGCCGUCGUCGCCAUCGCCGUCAUCAUCUGUGUCCCCCCCGAGGGCAAAAAUAAACAGCGUUCUAAACUUUCUGCUGAGCUCCAAGAUGCUGCAUGCCAAAUGGUCCAAGUUAGAAAUAAUUGACGAACUAUACAAACGGAAAGUUGACAAGAAGCUUUCAUUUCAUUUGCAUGUUUUGUAUGGGUUGGGUUCCAAGGGGUUACACUUGAGGAGGAAAGGCAUCAUAUCGCCGGUGCUGUUUCAACCCUUGCUGGAUUACAGCCAGUUUGUUUACAUUGUCCAGAUCAUGAAAAUUGCAGACAGGGAGAGGCUAGCUGGAACGCAGGAGCAAGCCGACUUCGUUCGGAGCUUUUUCAGAGAGUAG
Molecule: messenger RNA, 519 nt
Organism: Plasmodium inui San Antonio 1
Lineage: Eukaryota; Apicomplexa; Aconoidasida; Haemosporida; Plasmodiidae
Exons: 2
Coding region: 1-519 (172 amino acids)
Source: RefSeq, a predicted model, not a curated record